CCCACCACCUGCUGAGGGCUGAGAUUCGAGGGGCCACAUGACGGAGCACAACAAGGAGAGGCGUUAUGAGUGCGAAAGUGUGUGGCGAGGCCUGGCAGCAACCGAGCAAGCUGGAGACCCACCGGCGGGUACACACGGGCGAGAAGCCCUAUGGCUGCUCCACCUGUGGAAAUACCUUUUCCUGGUUGUCGGGGCUGCAGGAGCACUGGCGGGUGCACAGCAGUGAGCGGCCCUUCAUCUGCUCCGACUGCGGCAAAGGCUUCAAGUCGUCCAAGGACCUGAAGACCCACCGGCGGGUGCACACGGGAGAACGCCCGUUCGACUGCCCGGAGUGCGGCAAGAACUUCACCCACUACGAGGCCCUGCUGCGGCACAACCGCGUGCACUCCGGCGAAAGGCCCUUCACCUGCUGCGACUGCGGCAAGAGCUUCAAGACGACGAAUGACCUGAAGUCCCACUGGCGGGUGCACACGGGUGAGAAGCCCUACUGCUGCUCCACCUGCGACAAGAGCUUUGCCCGGUUGUCGGUGUUGAAGGCCCACUGGCGGGUGCACAGCAGUGAGCGGCCCUUCACCUGCUCAGACUGCGGCAAAGGCUUCAAAUCGUCGCUGGAACUGAAGGCGCACAGUCUCCUGCACACCGAGGAGCGCCCCUAUACCUGCUGCGACUGCGGCAAGAGCUUCACCCACUCCAACAGCCUGCUGUAGCACGAGCGCACCCACACUGGCGAGCGCCCCUUCACCUGCGACCAGUGCGGCAAGGGCUUCACC
This is a messenger RNA of Amblyraja radiata (thorny skate), 770 nucleotides long. RefSeq names its product gastrula zinc finger protein XlCGF49.1-like. Lineage: Eukaryota; Metazoa; Chordata; Chondrichthyes; Rajiformes; Rajidae. The transcript has 3 exons. The coding region runs from base 66 to 707 and encodes 213 amino acids. Gene Ontology annotation, biological process: regulation of transcription by RNA polymerase II. Gene Ontology annotation, molecular function: RNA polymerase II cis-regulatory region sequence-specific DNA binding; DNA-binding transcription factor activity, RNA polymerase II-specific. The record is from RefSeq and is a predicted model, not a curated record.